GAGUUUUAUAUGCUCACCCACACACACACGCAAACACACGCACACACAGGUGCAUAUCUCUUUCUCCUUGUGCUCAGUUGUCUGCAGGGAGGAUCCAUGCUCCGGAAGGCUGUUUAGAUGCUCUGUUGGAACCCCACACUGUCCCUGGGAUCAUCAUCGAUCCCACUCCUGAAUCCACUCUUAUGCCCACACCUGAGCUGACCCCUGAAUCUGGCCCCAAGUUAACUCUUGCCUUCAGCCAUGACUCUACCCCUGAGAUAGUCUUUGACUUCUCGCCUGAAUCUGCCCCUGACUUGGGCCUUGACUCUGCCCCUGAAUCCUGCCUUAAACCUGUCCCUGAGCUAGCCACUGAAUUAAUCUCUGACUCCACCCUUGUUCUGGUGCCUGACUCCACCCUUGAAUGUGCCCAAGAGGUGGACCCUGAGCUGGCCUAUAAGCCAACCCCUGAAUAUGCCCCAGAGGCAGGCCCUGAGUUGGCCCAUAACCCAACCCCUGAAUCUGCCCCGAAGGUGGGCCCUGAACUGACCCAUCACCUACCCCCUGAAUGUACCCCAGAGAUGGGCCCUCAGCAGGUCCAUAAGCCAACCCUUGAAUCUGCCCCAGAAGUGGGACUUCAACUGGCCCAUAAGCCAUCCCCUGAAUCUUCCCCAGAGAUGUGCCCUGAACAAGCCCAUAAACCAACCCCUGAAUGUGCCCCAGAGAGGGGCCCUCAGCAGGCCCAUAAGCCAACCCCUGAAUCUGCCCUAGAGAUGGAUUCUGAUCUGACCCAUAAGCCAACCCCUGACUGUGCCCCAGAAUCCCUUCAGGUGGGCCUUACCUCCACCCCUGAAUCUGCCCUGGAUCUGGUCCUCGGCUCCACUACUGAACUGGGCCCAACCCCUAAUUCCCCUCAUCACUCAGCCACCAAGCUGGCCCCUGCCUUCACCCCUGAACUGGCCUCUGACUCUUCCUCUGAGGUGAACCCUGACUCUACAGCUAUGCUGGCCCCUGACCUGGUCCCUGAUUCUACCUCUGAGCUGGUCUUGGGCUGCACCCCUGAGCUGGAACCUGUUGCAGUCAAAGACAGAAUCCAGGAGGAGAAGCUUGUAGAAGAGAGAGAGGAAAGUUUUCGGUCGGCCCCCCAGCCCUCAGAGAAAAGCCUGCUGGUGAUUGACAUGUCAAAAAGAAUAAUAUAUUUUUUUUUUAAACGGCUUCGAUUGUGCCGCAGUCCUGCUGCAUGCCUUCACUUGCAAAGUGAAGUCAGCAAGGUCUAAAAUAACUGUGAAUGGCCACUGAGAAUGGUGACAUUUUGUUUCUAUUCCAGGUAUCCUUGCACUUUUAAGAUGGAGUAUACACAAUCUAUAUAAAUCUAUAAUCUCGUGCACGAACACUGCGCAAUAGCUGAUCUUAACAUUCGCCAACAGCCAAUGACAUCUCACCCAAUUUUCACCAAGAGUUUCAUCGAGAGAGUUUUGGUAAAUGUGUUUCAAUACAGCCAUGUCAAAGGGAAGGGAAUGCCAUACUGCCAUACUGAAAUGACCUUGACUGACCGCCUCAGCCAUUUACAUUUGCUGUGAAAAAAAAAAUAAUUGUAUUUAUUUGUAAAAAUAGAACUUAUAUGUCAAUCAACAAAACAAAUGAGAGGAGAGGUGGAAAGGAGACACUGCCAUGGCAACAGAUAUCUGCCCGUUUGACAGGUGCCACUCACCCUGUCAAACAUCAUCAUUUUCAGGAAGUCUUGCAGUUAUGAGUUUGGUAUGAGAGAUUCACAGGGGAAUCAGCUGACCCAUGAUGCAGCAGCUUGUCUGUAAUCAGACUGGUUUCCUU
This is a messenger RNA of Anguilla anguilla (European eel), 1806 nucleotides long. Its product is annotated as diacylglycerol kinase kappa-like. The record is from RefSeq and is a predicted model, not a curated record. Lineage: Eukaryota; Metazoa; Chordata; Actinopteri; Anguilliformes; Anguillidae. Bases 183 to 1253 code for a protein of 356 amino acids. The transcript has 2 exons.